Molecule: messenger RNA, 3329 nt
Organism: Apis mellifera (honey bee)
Lineage: Eukaryota; Metazoa; Arthropoda; Insecta; Hymenoptera; Apidae
Product: U6 small nuclear RNA (adenine-(43)-N(6))-methyltransferase
Exons: 6
Coding region: 56-1603 (515 amino acids)
Biological process (GO): rRNA base methylation
Cellular component (GO): nucleus
Molecular function (GO): 23S rRNA (adenine(1618)-N(6))-methyltransferase activity
Source: RefSeq, a predicted model, not a curated record
AUAAAUAUUAAUAAAUAUUAAAUAUUAGAAGUAAAAAAAAAAAUAUUUUUUGAAAAUGUCAUUAAGAAAAUUCAUGCAUCCAAGAAAUAAAUAUAAAAAAAUACCAGAUUUCAAUGAACUUGCUUUAUUAUAUCCAGAAUUUCGUGAUAUUGCAAAUAUUGAUUUAACAGGAAAGAUAAAGAUUGACUUCAAAAAUGAAGAAAGCCUACGUGUGCUUACAGAAGUUUUAUUAAAACAUGAUUUUAAUCUAGAAGUAAAAAUACCUCCAAAUAAAUUAGUACCAACUCUACCAUUACGAAUAAAUUAUAUUUUAUGGAUUGAAGAUUUAAUGAAAUAUAUUUCUUUUAAUGAAAUGCAAGAAGUAAUUGGCAUAGAUAUUGGUACUGGAGCAGUUUGCAUUUAUCCUUUAUUGUUUGCAAAAAUGUAUGGAAAUCAAAUGAUUGGUACAGAAGUUGAUGAAACAAGCAUACAAACAGCAAUUCAACAUAUUGAAAAUAAUAAAUUGCAUCAUAUAAUAAAAGUAUUUAAAGUAAAUGAAGGAACAAUAUUGAAGGGUAUAAUAAAAGAAAAUAAUAUCUAUCACUUUACAAUAUGUAAUCCACCUUUUUUUGAAAUAGAAGAAUUAUCAGAAAAAAUAAUAAAACGUUUACCACCAAGAAAUGCUUCAACUGGAAACAAAGUUGAACUUAGAGUUCAAGGUGGUGAAAGAGCAUUUAUAACACAAAUGAUCAAAGAAAGUAUAGAGAUUAAAGAAAAAAUAAAAAUUUAUACCACAAUGUGUGGUAAAAGAAAUAAUUUAUUAUUUUUAUUAAAAUUUCUAAAACAAAAAAAUAUAGAAAAUGUGACAUGGACAGAAUUUUGUCAAGGUCACACAAAACGAUGGGGAUUGGCUUGGUCAUUUUUAUCAAAAGAUUUUGUUAAUUUGAUAAAUGCUCCAGUUAUUAGAAAAAGUGAAGAUUAUAUUGCAAAAUUACUUAGACAACAACGUCCAAUAGAGAUACAAUUUCCAAUACAACAUAGAUUUUCUUCUUUUGAUAAUUUAGUUAAUUUUUUGGAACAAACAAUGAAAGAAUUAAAUGUACAAAUCAAAGAAUUAAAUUUGCCAAUUGACAAUUUUAAUGGUUGGUCAUGUCAGCUAAUUGCAGAAAAUGAUACAUGGUCACAUGCACGUAGAAAACGUCGAUUAGCUCAAAGAUUAAUGAAUCAGUUUAUAGAUCAUAAUACAAAAUGUAUAACUACAACAAAUAAUAUAGAACAUUCUACAAAAAAAUUAAUGAAAAAUACUUCAAAAAAUAUAAUUGAAGAACAAACAAUUAAAGAAUUACAAGAAACUGUUAUAAAAGAACCUUUGUUAAUAUGUAACUUUUUUGUUGAAUUAAUAGAACAUGAAGCUAAAAAUAAUGAUGUCAAAAUAUUUAUGAUCCUUGAAAAAGGAACUGGUGGCAAGAAUGCUUUAGAAACAUUUCGACAAUAUUUAAUAAACAAAUUAGAUAUCAGAGAAUAUUUUCAAAAAUCACAUGAAAGACCAAAUAAAAAGAAACGAAAACGAUUAAAAACAAACAAAAUUGAAGUGAAUUUGAAUCAAAUUAAAAAUUCUGUAUAAGAUAUUACUUUAUGUUCCAUACAAAAUGAUUUAUUUUAUGGUCUUUCUGUUAUAUGGUAAACUCUAUGGUCAUCAUAUAACAGAAAUCAUGUAACAGGUAACAUAUGUAAAUCAAAUAUUUAACUUUAUUUAUAAUCAAUAAUUCUUAUUAACUAGCAUUCUUCAUUGUACAUUUUAACUAACAAGUGCAAUAUAAUAUUUUAUAUUGUAAAAUAUACAAAUUUAAAUGAAAACUGAUACGGCAUGUUUAUGUUAUUUGCUUUUAUUAUCGUUAUUAUCAUCAUCAUUAUUAUUAUAAACAUAACUGACUCAUGACAAAAAAUAAUUUUUUUAACUUAAUUUAGUGUGGCAAUAUGAUAAAAUUUUAACAUAACAUAUUCGUAACGAAUGUUAUUUAUUAAAGAUAUAUGCUUAGUAACAGAUGUUUGUAAUUCUAAAACUGCAGUAUUUCUAAUAAUAAUUAGGAAAUUGAUACUAUUCCUAUAAUAUAUUGAUUAAUGAAUCGUUUUUGAUAAUCGUUAUUAAUGAUCGUGAAAUAUAAUAGCAUACUUAUCAUUGUAUUAUCUUUUUCCUGCCACUAUUAUUUUUUUUAUAAAACUUCUUUUUCUGUAUAAAUGGAAAAUUUUUUAAUUUAAAAUUAUUUUCAGAUCCAAAUUUUCACAUAAAAUGACGAUAAAACAACGGUGAUAGAAAAAUGAAAGAAAGCUUUUUUCGUAAUGUAUACGAAUGGUAUAAAAACGAUUAACAAAGCUAUAUAAAUUUAUCUUGUUGAAUACAAUAUAAAUACUAUUCUUUAUUAAUUUUUGUAUAAUCUGUAUUAUUUUCAAACAUAUAUUAUUUAUGAAAAAUCUAUCAAUAUUCUUUAAAAGAAAAUCGAUUAUCUGUAGCAUUCAUAUUGAAUUCAACAAGACUAACCUCAAAUUAGCAGUAUCUAAAAAUAGAAAACAUGACUUUAAUAUAUAUUGCAUGUAUCGAUAGCAACUAAAAUGAAUGACAUUAAUGCCUAAAUGGCACAAAACAUGAUUUCAUAUAUGUAUAAUAAAAUAGCUUAUAGAAAAAAACAAUUGACUUAUAUUCUACUAGAUAAUAAAAUCCAUUAUUUGUUAUAGAUAAUUGUUGUAACAUUUUAAUUUUAUUGGUACAUUGCAUUUUCAAGUUUUAGCAACAUUUGUGCAAUAUGCUAAAACAAAUACUAAUUUACUAUUUCAUAGAUUAAUAAAAAUGUAAUAUGCAAUAAUAUCUAUAAUUUUUAUUGUUAUAAAGUAGAAUUAAUUGAGUCUUUGGAAAAAAUGUGACAAUAUUAGACGAAAUUGUUGUUUAUGAUUUUACUAAGAUAUAUUCUUUCUUUAUUCCUUCAAUAAUUUGUAGAUUUGUAGAUUGUGAAUCACAAAUAAAAUUUAUAAAUAUAUGCAUUAAGGCAAUGAAUUCUUUCAUUCUGAAUUAUUUACAUAAAUGAAGAAUCAAUUUUUUUUUAUGUAUUUGUUAUAUACUGUUGUAAAUCAGUCAAAUAAAUUAUUUAGCUUGGCAUAUUGUAAUUAAGCAUCGCGAAUAUUAAGAAAUCUAAUUCUUUCGAAAGUUUGAUCUAUAUUGUCAUUGAUCGUCACACUAUAAAAGUUCGAUUCUGAUAGCCUUUUAUAAACGUAUACACGAUACAUCAAAUAACGAUCCUCAUCUCGAGCAAACACUUUCACCUUAUUCGAAUCAGUUAUAUAUGCCGUAUUCGCGU